Molecule: messenger RNA, 1461 nt
Organism: Huiozyma naganishii CBS 8797
Lineage: Eukaryota; Fungi; Ascomycota; Saccharomycetes; Saccharomycetales; Saccharomycetaceae
Gene: GZF3
Product: Gzf3p
Exons: 1
Coding region: 1-1461 (486 amino acids)
Biological process (GO): negative regulation of transcription by RNA polymerase II; positive regulation of transcription by RNA polymerase II
Molecular function (GO): zinc ion binding; DNA-binding transcription factor activity, RNA polymerase II-specific; RNA polymerase II cis-regulatory region sequence-specific DNA binding
Source: RefSeq, a predicted model, not a curated record
AUGCUGCCGUUAUACGAAGCAAAGGGGACCAAUGAAACGAUGGUGGUUACGGAAUCAGAUACGAAUUCUGGCGCCAUACAUGCUCUGAAAGAUACAAAUGGGGAUCCCACGGCCUCGAAGCAUGAAAAUGCUGAUGGGAUGCCCUCUCAUGCCAUCAGCGAGGACCAAUCUGCCAAUAGUGCAUCGGGAAAGUUGCUGUUUCGAAAUACUGGACCGAAUCAGGUUCUGAAUAUGUCAAAUUCGUCCGUUUGCAAAAACUGUCUAACCUCAACAACGCCGUUGUGGAGGCGUGAUGAAAACGGAUCAGUGCUUUGCAACGCAUGUGGUCUUUUCUUGAAACUGCACGGCAGACCAAGACCCAUUCGGUUGAAAACAAAUGUCAUAAAAUCAAGAAACAGGAAAGGACAUAGUGAUAAUGCCGGACCUUCCGAUGAGAAAAGUCUCAAACCGACUGUAGAUAAAAAAAGAAAGGUAAGCUCAUCCUCGGAGGGGAAACUGCUUGCUACUUCAAGCUCGAAAAACAGAAAGUCGCGGAGCCAACCGCCACCAGAUUCGAGAAGGACAAGCACAAACACAGAUGACGCCAGCGAUCCAUUCAUAUCAAAGGAAGCAGACAAGACAGACAGUUGCAUAGUACCUACGAAAGUACCACUGACAAUGUUAAAGGACCCAACGAAUAGGGAAUGCUUCUCCCCAGAUGCAGUAUCACCCCAUGAGUUACCUUCUAUAGGCUCUCCCAUUCCCAACAAGGCAGUGCCUCUCCAGCCAAUGCGUCCACCAAGUGGAAGUGGCGAGCAACUUCCUGGCCUGAUCUCUGUUUUGACGGACAUAAAUAAAGGUAACUCACCUGACUCCGCGAGAAAUGAAACCACCAGUAUGCCCGCCCCACACCUCAAUGCCAACCAAUAUUCAAGUCAGCUUCACGCAGAUUUUGCUUCGCCAAUAGCCAUGCCUCAAACCUUAUCAUCAAACAGGGGCCCUGAUGAGAAUAAUGGUAGCACAUCUGCGUAUUCCACUUCGUGUUGCCAGAAACUGUCCGGUUCUCUCUCUGAGCCUUUUUCUAAGCUUGAUUCCAAAAAUUUAGAACAGCAACGGGGUAUACUCUCUCCCAUUUCACAACCCCAAAAUAUAUCUAGCAUUUGCCAAAACAGCACAUCGGGUCCCCGUCACACACCCCUACCGCUUCCUACAACCCAGCACUCGAAGUUCCCACUCGACACACAAGAUGGACCCCCUUUUAAACGUGCAGAAGCUUUUCCACAACACAGAACUCUUUUAAAGGAGGAAGCGGAUAAAAUAAAAUUGACUAAUGUACUAAAGAACGAAGAGGAAAUAAUAAAACUAAAAUCAAAGAUCACCGAGUUGGAGGUCAUCACGGACUUGUACAAAAGACAUAUAUUAGAGCUUAACGACCGGUGCCAAAGUCUAGAAGAACAGCUGCACAAAAUAGAGCCAAACUAA